Messenger RNA from Octopus bimaculoides (California two-spot octopus), 3442 nucleotides. RefSeq lists its product as uncharacterized. The record is from RefSeq and is a predicted model, not a curated record. Gene Ontology annotation, molecular function: RNA binding. NCBI's taxonomy places the organism in Eukaryota, Metazoa, Mollusca, Cephalopoda, Octopoda, Octopodidae.
ACAGCUUAGACAGGGGAGUUAACUACUAAUUGCAACCAACCUUCAAUUGCAUAUCGUGGAUGGCUUUAAGCAUGCUGGAAGAUGGUAUCUUGGCAAGAUUAUUGGAAAUGAAUGUCCAGAAGAGCUAACAUUGUUUGAACAGUCAUCUUCAUCCUCCAGAAAAAAAAAGUGAAAUUUCAACUCCAUUUUAAAUUUGUGGUCAAAACAGCUCUCUCAGAUAGUUCAUCUCCAACACCCACCUGCGUUCUAUGUGAAGCUCCAUUUGCAUUGAAAGACACAAUCAAUAUGGAUAUUUCCCCCGAUCAGCAGAGUGAAAAAGAUGUUUCACUGAUUGUACAUGUUGAUGACACACAAAGUGAUCUAGAAGCUGAUUUAAUGGCAUCCGAGACAGAUAAUGUGAAAAUGGACACAACGGUAAAUGAAGAAACAAAUGGCAGAAUUGAAAUGGAGAAAAUAAUUGAAGAAAAUGCUCAGAAGGAAACAGAGCAAACUAAAAUGAAAGGUCAUGUUAGGCCAAAAAGGGAUCAGUCGGACAUUGACAAACCUCGGAACCACCGUUGGAAUUUGAGGAUCACAGGUUUUACUUCAAAGACCUGUUUGGAUGAGCUGAAAAGGCUUUGUAGCCAGUACGGCACAGUUUUGGGUGGCAGUAUAUCAUCAAAAAAACAAAAAUCUGGUGUUCAAUAUCGUGCUAGUAUAGGAAUGUCUCAGCCUGAAGAGGCUGAAAAAUGUAUUGCAUUUCUGAACCAAACUAAAUUUGAGGGCCAUAAGAUAAAAGUUGAAAAGAAACGAUGGAGACAUAACAGUCUGUGGAGAAAACUUGAACUCUCUCAAAAACAGGAGGAGUCUUUGAGAUUGUUUCAACUUGGUGAACAGUUAAGGUGGGAGAAAAUGAAAAUAGAAAAUCUGAACCUAUCAAAAUGUGAAAUCGGAAGACAACUUCUUGAACUGAAUUUUCUAUGGACAGAGGUGUUGCUGCUGAAUGAGAUGAGAAAUGCCAUGGAAAUAUCUAAUGAUCCAAGAGAUGCAAAUAAGCGAAAGUUCUCAGGUGGAUCCAUGAGAUCACGGAUGAACAGUCCUCAUACCCCCUCUAUAUUUCAACUUCCAUUCCAAAAUCAAUCUUGGUUGGAAGGAAAUACCCAUUCCAUGCACCAACCUCAAGAUCAAAGCAACCCAGAUGGACCCACACAAUCAAAGAGAAAGAGGAAUAGGAGGAACAAUUCCCAUAUCCCCUCUCUAUUUGAACGUUCAUUCCGAAAUCAACCUUGGCUGAAAGACACGAUCGGUUUCAUGCAGAACCUUCAGGAUGGAAGCAGUCCCCGUAAAGAAGCACUCUCGGCUGGACCCAUGGGAUCGAUAAUGAGAAAUUUCCCUAUACUCGCUGCAUUACAACUUCUAUUAAAAAGUCAGUUUCGUGGUAAUGAAUAUAAGAACACGGAUUAUGGAAAACAAGUUCAGAGUAAUGAGAUGACUGGGAGAGUUUUGGAAGGUGUAAGCCACUUGGAUAUCCCUGAAGAAAAACAAAUGAAGAAGCAAGAAACGUUUCCUUUCCCAAAUGUUCAAAAGAAAGUUGAAAGACAAAUUGAAGAAAAACUUAAACAGCUGAGAGAACUUAUACAUUCCAUACAGAAAUCUCUGAAUCAAAGGAAACAACAUGAUGAACCCAAUCAACCCAGCAUGAGCAAUUAUAACAACACUUCUAGAUUUGAUCUUCCAUUCCAGAAUGAAUCUCGACCGGAGGAAAUGACUCAUUCUAUGAAGAGACCUCGUGGGGAUAAAGACUGGAACAGACCCAGAAGAUCCAGGAGGAGCAGUUAUAACAACAACGCUCCUAGAUAUGAACCCCCAUUCCAGAAUGAAUCCUACUAUAAUGAAUAUGGCAAUACAGAUUAUGGAAGAUGGGUUGGUCAGACAGAAAGAGGAAUGACGAGUUGGGAAAUGGGUCCUUCGCAAGAUUUUCAAGGCAGAAAUGAUGACUGGUCUCGAACAGAUGAAAACUGGAUAGGCUUUGAUGCAAGAAGAGACAUGGGUCGAAGUAGAGAACCUGAAAGAAGUUAUAUUGGCCCUAAUCGAGAACAAGAUCCUGACAGCCGAAAUACAUCCUCUCGUAAUAGAAGGGGUCAAAUGAGAAGUUCUCUUGGUGGUGGAUCUAACCAGAGAUCUUGGGAUUCCAGCAGUGUAGAUAGGAAGGUGGACAGCUGGUCCCACACGUAUGGAGACAUUGGCAACAGUAGCAUGAACCAACCCAAUGACCAGUGGUUUGGUAACCCCGUGAAUUCAACAGGGCGUGACACUACUGGAGCAUUUGUUGACAGUAGUAAAACAACUAACAGUAAAGGGAUGGGAUACAACCAGAGACCUACUAACAGUGAAGGGAUGGGGUACAACCAGAAAUCUACUAACAGUGAAGGGAUGGGGUACAAUCAGAGACCCUCUAACAGUGAAGGGAUGGGGUACAAUCAGAGACCCUCUAACAGUGAAGGGAUGGGGUACAACCAGGGACCCACUAACAGUGAAGGGAUGGGGUACAACCAGGGACCCAUUAACAGUGAAGGGAUGGGGCACAACCAGGAAUCCACUAACAGUGAAGGGAUGGGGUACAACCAGGAAUCUACUAAUAUGUUUGAUAAUUCUCAGGCACAGGAUGGGAUCAUGUUGAAUAUACAUGGUGGUGGUAAUAACAAGAAUGGACAAAUGCAACAGCCUUAUUUCAAUGCUUAUAACACAGGAUACCAAAAUGAAGGCUUUCCAUCAAGUACAGUUGGGAGUCAGAACAGGUUGUUUAACUAGAAGGAGAUGAAGUCUGAGAUACACUUUAAUUUUUUUUUAUAUUUUAAUUCCUGAUGGAGAAAAGGAAAAACAUCAUAUGAUCUUUUUUGUCCAAGCAAUAAAAGCACUAAGCAGUGUUAUGCUAAAAAACAUAUACUCUCGGAUUUAUUUGCUGUGAACUCGUUUACUCAAGUGAUUUGAAUUCACAGCUAACGUGAUAACCCAAGGGAGUUCACAUCUGUAAGAUAUAGGGAACACAGCUUGUGGGUCUUAAAGUGAGUUUAUGGCUAGAAGGAAUAAGUGCUUUCAUGAUGUCUAGAGAGGUGUGUGGUGGGGGGUUAGUUUACUAAUAGUUACCAAUGGAGCUCAUGGAUAGUGGUCUUAGACAGCCAGAUAAGAUUACCUUUUUCAUGGAGGGAACUAACUGAUAAACUGAAAUAAUUGGGAAUGAGACUUGAUAGAGGCAGAAGAACAUUUAGGUAAUGAGGACAUUUCUGAAUGGAUGAACACCAACUGGGUCUUGGAUGUCAAUAUGGAAGGUAGUUUAUAAAUAAAGAUAUGGCUGCUAAUACUGGACAUUGCUCACCCCACAUGUUGUAUAAACAUUUACUGAUGAUUGAUAAUUUUUCCAUCAUUAGUCAAAUAAAAACCAUAUGCUUGCUUUUCUUAUAAA